AUGCAGGUAUGCUCCACUUUUAAAUUAUGUCCGUGCGCUGGUGUGGGGGUGGUUCUCACCUUCGAACUCAUCGUCUACGCCUCACCAUCACUUGGCUAUUACCAACACCAAGUCAACAUCACAGUCAUUGCGUACUUCCACACCAUGGCGCCGGUAUUGCCCAUCUCUGAUGCUUCAGCACCUUCCUCCCCUCGAACCGGAUUCUUCGAUUUGAGUGCCGAACUUCGAAACAGGAUCUACUCCCACCUCCUCGAAGACACUCGGGAGAUAAAUCUGUGGCACGCCCGCGGCGCGAUGGAUUCCCCCGCUCGCAUUAGACGCAAUCCCCAUCACCGCCGAUACCUUUCAGUCCAUCCGCAGAUCCUCUCCACAUGCAAGCAAAUCCACAACGAAGCCACGCCCAUGUUGUAUGGGAGCAACAGGUUCUCCGUCUUUGAGCCCUCGGACGCCGUCAAGUUUUUUGUACAGAUCCGCGGGUCUGUUCAAUACAUUCGACACCUUGGCGUAGAGAUCGAGGCACCUUUCCGACUCGGAAUUCCCUUCGCGCAGGACGAUUUCGUAGCCUUGUUCGGACGUCUGGAGUCUGCCGAAGCGCUGGUGACGCUCACAUUGCCAGGUUCAAUUCGAGCAGGGUUCUCAUCGGCCAAGCUUGCGAAGUUGCUAGGCGGGAUGUAUCGGUCUCGGGCAGAGUGGAUGGGCCGCGAGUAUGAUGCGGCGGAGUUGGCCAGAAUGGUCAAGUUCGAGACGAAGGUCGAGUACUUCAAAAACCGCAAGCAUGUUUGGCGAGGGGAGGAUGAGAAGGCUCAGCGGUUCGGACGGCGCGUACACGACAGGAUCAUCAAGAUUGGUGGCUGA
Molecule: messenger RNA, 855 nt
Organism: Fulvia fulva
Lineage: Eukaryota; Fungi; Ascomycota; Dothideomycetes; Mycosphaerellales; Mycosphaerellaceae
Exons: 2
Coding region: 1-855 (284 amino acids)
Source: RefSeq, a predicted model, not a curated record